Messenger RNA from Pan troglodytes (chimpanzee), 4124 nucleotides. RefSeq names its product phosphodiesterase 12 (gene PDE12). NCBI's taxonomy places the organism in Eukaryota, Metazoa, Chordata, Mammalia, Primates, Hominidae. Gene Ontology annotation, biological process: nuclear-transcribed mRNA catabolic process, deadenylation-dependent decay. The coding region runs from base 337 to 2166 and encodes 609 amino acids. The record is from RefSeq and is a predicted model, not a curated record. Gene Ontology annotation, cellular component: mitochondrion. Gene Ontology annotation, molecular function: 3'-5'-RNA exonuclease activity. The transcript has 3 exons.
ACUUCCGGCUUGGAGGGCAUGCCCUCCCGUCACCAGCAUGCACUUUCGACAAAACCAUGGAAUCUAGUAUUUUCCUCUGACACCUUUAUAUUUUCUUCACUUCCCUAUAAUUCUGACCUAUCUUGUGGGUAAAAAUUAAUCUUCAGAGUAUUACAGACAUGCGUGCCCACGCGCUAGGCGAAAGUGCGUGUCGGAAGCACUUCAUUCCCUCUCUUCGCUAGCCGGAAGUCGCGAGAUCUGAAUGAGUCAAAGCCGGCGGCCUCGGCUCCUCAGCUCCACCUGACAGUAGGCCGCUGAUCGGCCGCGGGUCUUGUCGACCGCUAGGCCACCAGGUUCAUGUGGAGGCUCCCAGGCGCCCGCGCCGCGCUUCGGGUGAUCCGGACGGCGGUGGAGAAGCUGAGCCGGGCUGAAGCGGAGAGCCAGACAGCGGCGGGAGCGAUGGAGCGCGCUGUAGUGCGCUGUGUACCUUCGGAACCCAAGCUGAGCCUGUCAUUCGCUUUGGCUGAUGGUAGCCACAAGAACAUGCAGCGCGACCAGAGCGAGCCGCUGGGUCGAGUCCUCAGCCGCAUCGCUACCAAUGCCCUAAAGGGUCACGCUAAGGCGGCCGCCGCCAAGAAGAGUAGGAAGAGCCGGCCGAAUGCUAGCGGCGGUGCGGCCUGUUCAGGGCCGGGGCCUGAGCCGGCUGUGGCCUGCGAGCCCGUGGUGAAGCUGUACUACCGGGAAGAGGCAGUGGCUGAGGACGUGCUCAACGUGGAUGCCUGGCAAGACGGCGCGGUGCUGCAGAUCGGCGAUGUUAAGUACAAGGUGGAGCGCAACCCGCCCGCCUUCACCGAACUGCAGUUGCCGCGCUACAUCAUGGCCGGGUUCCCUGUGUGCCCCAAACUCAGCCUCGAAUUUGGGGAUCCCGCCAGCUCCCUUUUCCGCUGGUAUAAGGAAGCCAAGCCCGGAGCGGCGGAGCCCGAGGUCGGUGUCCCCUCGUCAUUGUCUCCCUCCUCACCUUCUUCUUCUUGGACUGAGACUGAUGUGGAGGAGCGUGUCUACACCCCGUCCAAUGCCGACAUCGGGCUAAGGCUCAAGCUUCAUUGCACCCCAGGCGAUGGGCAGCGCUUUGGGCACAGCCGGGUGUUGGAAAGUGUGUGUGUGGUAGAGGCUGGGCCUGGCACCUGCACUUUUGACCACCGGCAUCUCUACACGAAGAAGGUGACUGAGGACGCUCUCAUCCGCACUGUCUCUUACAACAUCCUGGCAGACACGUACGCGCAGACUGAGUUCUCGCGAACGGUUCUGUACCCAUACUGUGCCCCCUACGCCCUGGAGCUCGACUACCGCCAGAACCUUAUCCAGAAGGAACUCACCGGCUACAACGCCGAUGUCAUCUGUUUGCAGGAGGUUGACCGCGCGGUGUUUUCUGACAGCUUGGUACCCGCCCUAGAGGCCUUCGGGCUCGAGGGGGUGUUUCGAAUCAAGCAGCACGAAGGCCUGGCCACUUUCUACCGAAAGUCUAAGUUCAGCCUUCUUAGCCAGCAUGACAUUUCAUUCUACGAAGCCCUCGAGUCUGACCCACUUCACAAAGAACUGCUGGAGAAACUAGUUUUGUACCCAUCAGCGCAGGAGAAGGUGCUCCAGAGAUCUUCUGUUCUUCAGGUUUCAGUUCUUCAGUCUACAAAGGACUCUUCUAAAAGGAUAUGUGUUGCUAAUACCCAUCUUUACUGGCAUCCUAAAGGUGGGUAUAUUCGCCUCAUUCAAAUGGCAGUAGCCUUGGCUCACAUUAGACAUGUUUCAUGUGAUCUGUAUCCUGGCAUACCAGUUAUAUUUUGUGGGGACUUUAAUAGUACACCAUCAACAGGAAUGUAUCAUUUUGUCAUCAAUGGCAGCAUUCCAGAGGAUCAUGAAGACUGGGCUUCCAAUGGGGAGGAGGAAAGAUGCAAUAUGUCUCUUACGCAUUUCUUCAAGCUGAAAAGUGCUUGUGGUGAACCUGCUUACACAAAUUAUGUUGGUGGCUUUCAUGGAUGUCUAGAUUACAUUUUCAUUGACUUAAAUACUUUAGAGGUUGAACAGGUGAUUCCAUUACCUAGUCAUGAAGAAGUUACCACCCACCAGGCCUUACCUAGUGUUUCCCAUCCCUCUGAUCACAUAGCACUUGUAUGUGAUUUAAAAUGGAAAUAGAUGUGUGUUUAAUGGAAUUGAAGUCUGAAAAGGAAGUAGUUAUUUUAGCAGAAAAUUUAAUAUGAAUCAAAGCUUAUAUGUAACCUUCAAGGAGGAAUGGUAAAAUGUUCAGCCCUCCUAGUUAUGUUCCUGAUGUCUUCGUUAUGAAACUGUUGAUGUUUGCAUCAUACAUCUUCUCUUUCCUUGUUUUCCUCUACAAUUGGAGGAGAAACAAAUAUAUUUCUUACUAGCAAAAUAGAAAAUUGAAUUAUUUUUCUCCAACUUGAGACUCUCAGAAAAGGAAGAUUGAAUUAGCGUGUUUUUUGUUUGUUUGUUUGUUUUUGUUUUUGUUUUUGUUUUUGAGAUGGAGUUUCACUCUUGUUGCCCAGGCUGGAGUGCAAUGGCACAAUCUCGGCUCACUGCAACCUCCGCCCCCUGGGUUUAAGCGAUUCUUCUGCCUCAGCCUCCCGAGUAGCUGGGAUUACAGGCGUGCGCCAACAUGUCUGGCUAAUUUUUGUAUUUUUAGUAGAAAUGGGGUUUCGCCACGUUGGCCAGGCUGGUCUUGAACUCCUGACCUCAGGUGAUCCACCCGCCUCGGCCUCCCAAAGUGUUGGGAUUACAGGAGUGAGCCACCGCACCCGGCCCUUGUGUACAUUUUUAUAAGAGAAUUUUUUUAGCUAGGAGUUCAGAAUUUUUAAAGUACCAUUUGAAUGAUCUUAAUUUUUCUUUCAUGACAACACAUUCCAAAAUGAAUCAUGCUUAUGUACUAAGAGGGAAAAUGUAUUUAAGUUAAGGGUGAGAGACUUAAGUUAUAGGUGACCUUAGAGACCUAAGGUGAGAGACUUGACACAUGGAAGGAGUAACAUUAGGGUCUACCUCUACCUCAAUUUAGUUAGCGAUUUACUACAAUUUCAGAGCUUUAACGACAGAUAAAAAUAAAUCGUCACCAAUUGUUAUUGCUUCUCAUCUUUCAUUUUUCAAUGAACAAGUAAGGUAUUUUCAUUCUUAUUUUUAGGAUUUUAGUUUUUAGUGUAUGGUACAAAUGAACACAGUUUGUAUUCUAAUUCUUACUGCAGCUCAUUUUAAUUUUUAGGAUGCAAGCACAAUUUAGUAUUCAAAGUGAGUAGCAACAUAUUCAACUUGAUCCCAUUGUCUUCAGUUACUCUUGCCCAUGAAAAAUGUUCAUAAAUGAACAGGGUAUUUGACCAUAUGAUAUUAGAAAAUACAGCACAUUACUUUAUGAGAAACUACCUACUGAUAUGGGCUUGAAAUUUUGGAUGAAUCAUUGAGCAUUUCUACACUAGAAGUAAUUUCAAAAUUGUUGGUUUUUAUAAACAGGAAAAAGGGUGAGUAGUGGGACUUUUAAGCAUCUCUGAAAUAAAAAACUAUUCUUUUUACAGACAAGCAUUAUAGUUUGAGUUACAGACAACAGUGUGUAUAUAUGUAAUAUAUAUAUAGUAAAAUGAAAUUUAAAUAUGAAGCCAAACUUUUUAAAAUUAGAAACUACAAAUGGUUAUACUGAUUAGUGUCUAGCCUAGAGUGGUAACCAUGCUUUACUAAUUCAGUUAUCAAAUACAUUAUUUAUAAUGCAUUAGCUGUAUUAGCUGUUGCUUUUUUGAUGUUCAGGAUAACUAUGUUAUCUCAUUUCUGCAUUUAAUUAAUAGCUCGAGUAUUAAAAGCCCACUCCCUUCAAGAAAAGCUUUGAUUUUCCCCAGUCAUGAAAGCCCUUGUUUCAAAUUCUUUAAUCUCUGAACCUAGUAUCAUAAGAAUUUUCCUCUUUUGAUAACAUCUGUACUUUCAUAUUCUGCUCACUAUCAAAUGUAUUGUUAACUCUUAGUAAGUUUGAAAAUGAAGGGGUUUUAUCUGCAUUUGACAUUGAACCUUGAAGUACUUUAAGUACUCCAAGGGAAAAAUUAAAGUGGAAGUUUCUUGGGAUCUUGUUUAGAAAAAACUAUAAAUAAAAAAUUGAUGCUACCAAA